Molecule: messenger RNA, 2124 nt
Organism: Leguminivora glycinivorella
Lineage: Eukaryota; Metazoa; Arthropoda; Insecta; Lepidoptera; Tortricidae
Gene: AnxB10
Product: annexin B10
Exons: 8
Coding region: 246-1223 (325 amino acids)
Cellular component (GO): cytoplasm
Molecular function (GO): calcium-dependent phospholipid binding; calcium ion binding
Source: RefSeq, a predicted model, not a curated record
AGUUUGAAAUUAGACGUCAAAGUUUGUGUACGUGUCCUGCGGUUUGUAAUUUGUAAUCGAAGUACUUACAUUUAAUUUAUUAAAAGUGAUAUUUUACUGAGUUCUGUUAUUCAAAUUUCAAACUACAGUGUUUCUUCAAUAACAACAGCCAGACGUGCUACAAGUGUCGUGUCCUACUAACACGAAUAGCGAGAUACUUCUUGCUCUAAUAGUCAGUGACUUCACUUCUUCCGCCUGACGCCAGAAUGUCUCAUCAUCGUGAACCAACCGUUGUGGGUGUAGCCAACUUCAACGCAGCAGAAGAUGCCGCCACCCUCCGUGGAGCCAUGAAGGGCUUUGGCACCGAUGAGCAGACCAUCAUUGACAUCCUGUGCUCCCGCUCUAAUGCCCAGCGCCAGGCUAUUGCCCAGGCAUUCACACAUGAGUAUGGACGGGACAUCAUCGAAGACCUAAAGUCCGAGCUGGGCGGUCACUUCGAAGACGUGAUCGUCGCUCUGAUGCGGCCACCGGCGGAGUACCUCUGCAAGGAGCUGCACAACUGCAUGGAGGGCAUGGGCACUGAUGAAAACACCCUGGUGGAGAUCCUCUGCACUAGGACUAAGAAGGAGAUCGCUGAGAUUGUCGACGCUUAUGAGAGAUUGUACAACCGCCCGCUGGCCGAGCACAUGUGCUCUGAGACUUCUGGAGACUUCCGCAGGCUGAUCACGCUCAUCGUAACCUCUGCUCACCAGGGGGCGCGCGACGAGGAGGCCGGCGUUGACCUGGCUAGAGCUCAAGCUUCGGCCCAGGAGUUGUUUGACGCUGGAGAAGCCAAGUGGGGCACUGAUGAGGAGAUCUUCAACAAGAUCCUAGCCCACGAGAGUUUCGCUCAGCUCCGCGCCAUCUUCGAAGCGUACAAGGACAUCGCGGGCCGCACGAUCGAGCAGGCCAUCAAGGCUGAAAUCGGAGGCGAACUCAAAGACGCGCUCAGCGCUAUCGUGGAAUGCGUCGAGAACGCGCCCGCUUGGUUCGCUCAGCGACUCCGUUCGGCCGUGGAGGGCGCGGGCACGGAUGACGCGGCGCUCAUCCGCAUCAUAGCGAGCCGGGCCGAGAUAGACCUCGGCAGCAUCAAGAUGGAGUAUGAGCGGCUCUAUGAUAAGACGCUCGAGAGCGACAUUAAGCAGGGCGAGACCUCCGGGGACUACAAGAGGGCGCUGGUGGCGCUCAUCUCGCCGCCCGCGUAAGCUGGACGUUCAGCAGACCCGUUCGACGUGCGCAACAUCAUUCAUCGCAAGAUCGGUGGAUAUUAUUAACCUUGUAGUUUAUUUAAGAGAUUUGUCAAUUCAUAUUACAUUCCCUAUUUGAAUGUCACGAACACAUGAAAAAGGAAUAAACAUUCAGAAAUCACCAAAAAGAAAUUCUCACGUUUUAAAUUAAAUAAAUAAUAAAAUGUUCCAAAGUAGAUUUUAACAGGAACCCAUCCCUUGAAACCAAUUACAUUUCAAAUCGAGAUGCUCCUUUCAAAAUUUUAAGUAAAGAAUAAAAAAAUAAUAUCGGUUCAUGUCGAAUAAGAAGCUCCUAAGUUAAGACCCACUGUUGUAUUUAUUUAAGAUUUACGCUUUAGAGUUAGAUUAUUACUGAAGUUUUUUUUACCAGUUUCUAUGCCUCAUUUUUAUUUAUACCCUAUCAACUAUUGUGCUCAGUUAAGCAAUAUUUUGAUAAUUUAUUUGUAUGUCAACGCAUAUUUAUGAAGAUUUUGAACUGAAUGGUUGAGCAAAUGAGCAUCACAUAAUUUUAAGAUUAAAAGGAUUGUUUUUCUUAGAUCUAGUAUUUUUUGAUUGAAGAAAGCUAUUGUCGUCAUGGUGCGCUAAAUAGUAGAAAUUCAUAAUAAGUAUAUUAUAGUAAUUAUUUAUUAUAAUAUGCAUCGAAUAUUGAGUGUACCUUAUAUGUAGCUCGCUACGAAAUACUAGAAAGCAGUGCCUUGGCAUUGUUGAUUUACUCAAAUUAUAGUAUUAAUUGAUAUACAUAAUAUAUUGUUAUUGAAAUGAUAAAUUUUACUGUAUUACGCAUUCCAUCCUUGUUUGGAGUUAUUAGAUAUAGUUUACGUAUUAUUUUCACCUCAAAUACAUUUUAAUUGUAUGUAAA